CGCCUUCCCGCAAAAGCCUGGACGGUCGCCAUCUUGCUCGCGAGGAGAGGUCGAAGGGCUCUCGUUUUUCGGACCGCCCGGCGUGUAGCUGCUGCAGACGCUUCUUCGCGAAGGGAUUCGGUGUUCGGGAUUGUCGUGAUGGAGAACAACGGCAACGCCAACAAUGGUGCACAGCAGGCCGCCGUGCAACUGGAAGUCGGCGCACCCGUGCGCCCGUUCGAUCCGGCGUCUCACGACUUGGACCCCGGUUUCAGGCUGACGCGGUUCGCCGAUCUGAAAGGAUGAGGGUGUAAAGUCCCCCAGGAUUCGCUAACUAAACUCCUGGAGGGACUCCUACAACUCGGCGACGGCGAUGGACCGUGCCAGCAGCGCCAGUAUUUUCAAGUCCAGGGCAUGCCACGUUCGGGCUCGGGUAUCGAAUGCAGCUUGACUCCACUGAGGCACGGUGGGCUGUCGUUGGUGCAAAGCGUCGACUACUUGUAUCCGCUGGUUGAAGACCCCUAUGUCAUGGGCAAGAUUGUGUGCGCCAGCGUCUUGAGUGGUCUGUAUGCGCACGGUGUGACUGAGUGUGACAAUGUGCUGUUAGUGUUGGGUGUGAGCAGCAAGCUGACGGACAAAGAGCGCGAUGUGGUGUUGUCGCUGUUGGUGCGUGGCUUUCGGGAUGCGGCUUCUCUGGCUGGUACCAGUGUGACCGGCGGACAGACAGCUCUCAACCCCUGGCUCAUCAUCGGUGGAUGUGCGACGAGCUGCUGCCAUCCGGCAGAGUUCAUAUCAGCCGACAAUGCAGUGGUUGGGGACGUGCUGGUGCUGACGAAGCCCCUGGGCGUCCAGGUGGCAGUUAGCGCCCUACAAUGGCUAGAACAGCCCGAGAGGUGGAACAGGGUUCGGCUUGUCGUGGCCGAGGAAGAUGUCCACAAGGCCUGCCACCGCGCCCGUGACUCCAUGGCACGACUCAAUCGCACAGCUGCACUUCUAAUGCACAAGUACAAUGCUCACGGUGCCACGGAUGUACGGAGCGGCGGUCUCCUCGGUCACGCACAACUCCUUGCACGGGCGCAGAAGAACGACGUCUCCUUCGUCAUCCACAACCUACCUGUACUGGCCAAGAUGGCCGCCGUGGCAAAGGCCUGUGGCUCCACCUUCCAGCUGCUGCAAGGCUUUUGUCCCGAAACAUCAGGUGGCCUGCUCAUCUGUCUGCCGAGAGAACAGGCAGCGGCCUACUGCAAGGACAUCGAGAAGCAGGAAGGUUAUCAGGCCUGGAUCAUCGGCAUCGUCGAGAAAGGCUGUCGGACGGCGCGCAUCAUAGACAAGCCCCGCGUCAUUGAGGUUCCCUCAAAGGACAGAGAGGGUGAACUUUGGUAGCAGCAUACAAGACGUGCGUGACCCUGUCCGCCACCCUCCAAAACACCCGGUCACUUACACCCGGUUCCUGCCGGGUGUCAACCCGCCACAGUGGUGUCACUUCGUUCGCUCGGUACUGACCUGAGUGCUGGUGUGACGAGUUAUGGUGCAUGGUGCGGGAAUAAGUGGUGAGCAGGUGCUCAUUCCCUACACCUUUCUUUAGCCUUGAGGAUGUUUUUUUCUAGCUGCACUAAUUCGAAUCUAAAGUCAAUGUGACAACGUCAGUGGCAUUCGAGUGCUCAGAUUGGUGGCCUUAAGGUCUAGAGGAAUUCGUACUGUGUUGCGUUAUGUCAGUUAAUGUGUCAGUUAUUCAUCACAGGUGGCUUAAGCAAGUGAGUAGUAGUUUCAAGCCUCGCUUCAAAAUUAUCUAGCCGAGCAAAGCAAUUUUCCUUAACGAAGCUCUCGUAACAGUUACGAUAGCAUAUAUUUGGGAUUUGAAAACUGUGAAAUUUAUGCUUUGACAGAGCCUUCUAGUUGAAAAAAUUUGUUCACGUAGUCGUUUGCCUUAGCUACCUACAAUCAAUUACUAAAUGUUUAAUUAAUGGAACCUGUUUAAUUACUCACAGCUAUGUGAAUUACUCUGAAUUGUGAGGCUCCCAGGUUGAGAAUUGAAUGCCAACAAUGUCGUCACCGUCAUAUACGUCUAGGUCUUAUUUUGAAAACUUGGUGCAGCUAAAGGAAAAGGCCCUGUAUGUUAGGCAACUCGAAGAAGCUAGCUACUUUGCUUCUGACAUUACUUCGUCUUUCAUUGCAAUGAAGGUGUGCAUUUCUAACUUGUACAAUGUGCCAACACUGCGCUAACAGCCAAAAUUGGGGGAGGCGAUCGGGGUGGAGUGAAUUACAUGGGCAGUUAUAAAACACCUUUCUCAUCGUUUUAACACCCACUGCCAGAUUAGUAUUUUUUCUACAUGUUCACCGACCCCUCCCAUUUUUUGUUUCAAAGCUACGGUAGUAACACUUUAUUGAUCACAAGUUCUUUGCACACUCACUUGUAAAGCUCUGAUUUGAUGUGUUCAAAUAGGAUCUUGGUUGUUGCUAGAAUCAAUCUUUUAAAUUGAAUUCCAUACUUUAGAGAGGAAACAAAACACAGUAGCAAGGAAAAAACAAGGACGAGACAAGUACACAGUACUGGUGCUUACUUUUAACUGAGGAUUAUUGAAACAUGAAAUUUUUAUACAUUGCGAGACCAUCAUUGAGUAUCAAAUUCAUAUCGUCAAUCGGCGAUACUCAAUCGUGCUAUCUCAUCCUAGUUUUUUUCGUGCUGCUGUAGUCUCCUCUCCAGUCAUGAACCUCCUCGCCCGACAAAAAUGUUUUACUAUGCAGAUCUCGAGGAAGGAAAAGAACUUAGUUACUUUGAAAACUUCUCCAUUCGUUGGACUACUUUUAAGUAGUGUAAAAACGGGUCAGUAGUACUGAGCUCUGCACAUGCUCUAGUCUACUGCGGCCACGGUGGGGGUGGGGCUUAACCGUUGAGUUUCUUGCAACGUUACCUAGACUGAAAUGUGGUGCCACCAUCUAUGCGACCUUCCUAAUGGAUGCCGUGCUGCGACGGCAGUGCUGUCACAUGGUAUGAGCAAGGCUUGACUUAGAAUGUGUAAAUGGCUGCACAGAUAAAGUUUUCUUAAAGGAAAAUCUUCAUUAGAGGUUCUCGUUUGCCGAUAUUAUGCUUUACAUCAAAAAGUCGCUCACGUCGAGCAUGUAAUGAAGGGCUGAAAAGAAUUGACGGACUUUUGCAAAGCAACUGAUCUUGUCCUAUCUUGUCCAACUUUAGCUGUUGGCCGGUACCUACCAAGUAUAUGACGUUGUACACCCCAGUAGAAACCCUCAUAAUUAAACCAAACAUGUUCUUGUCGGAAACUAAUGUUGGAACGCACUGCGAGGCCGAGCUGGGCGAGCAGGUCGCGCAAGCGAAGUAAGCCACUCGCGUCCCAAACAACAACUGAACUUUUAUUUCCUUUGAAGUGCACGAAUAAAAGUCACGUGGUUCCUCGCGCUUGCGCUGUUGGCCUUCGCGCACACACAGAAGCACACAUUCGCGCACCCUCAGAAGCGCCGUUUCACGGCGCUACACUAAGAAAAAAAAAAGCUCUUCAUGUGUGUUGUUUAGUGCUGAAAUAACUAUUGUGUUUUAUCUAUUUUGAAAAUGAUGCCGAUCCAAAGUCACUGUAUCCCAGCGUUCCAAUGUGAUAACGGCGUCCAGCACCACAUUUUUCUCUAGGUAAUUGUAAGAAACUAGGAGGUGGGGAGGGGGGUGGGGUGGGGCAAUAAAUCCGCACACCUACUAAGACUACUGAGCAGCCCCGAGGCAAGAAGUUCUUCCAUAUUGCCUAGCCGCUGCUUGGCAACCACAGUUUAAGGUACCUGUUCGCGUAGAGUUUCCCACGAAACUCGCUAGGAGGACAGCUGGUGCUAGUGUCUUCGCUAACGUCAUGGGUGUGAUUGUUUGCAUACAUGAAUUUGCCUAAACUUUGACGAUGUGGUUUCAAAUGACCUCGUGACCUUUUUGCAAAUACUGGCAAACCUUGGGUAUACGAUAGUAAAAAUAAAGCCCUUAUUGCUACUAACACCCCAUGAUGCAGGGGUGUAGCCAGAAUAUAUUGCAAUGAAUGUAAUCUGUCAUGAUGUAACGAAUAUCACAAAUAAUUGGAUAUGAUAUGACGAGCCUGUUUUUGUAUCUGAUGUUCGUAUUGUUUCGGCGAGAUUUUGAUAAGAGUAGUGAUUGAAAUUAUUAUGCACGUGUGUCUGUGGAUACGUAUUGCAUCUUCGCAAUUUCAGGAUGUUGUCUUUCCGUGAAUUCUCUGUGACAUUAGACCAUAACGCCAUUAGAAAUGUGUGAUCGCUUGCAACUUAAAAGGUUAAAAGCACGAGAGGCCAAUCCACAAGAGUUGUCCUAAGCCACGAGUGCAUAGACUAGACGAAUCCGUGUAUACUUCUCAUCAUUCAAUCGGUAGCUGAAUGACUUCAACGCCAGCUUUAAACCUAGAAGUUUUAGUAGGGAAUUCUACGCCUGUUUGUAGCAGCGAAGGCACCAUGACGUGCGCUGCCUCUGCCCAAUUCUUCGUUUCCAGGCGCCGCCAAUGUGGUGGUGCCUGGAGUGUUUUUGUCGCGUCCUUUUUUUAUGUCCAUGAAAAUGAGGUUUCUGACUUUCGAAAAUGUGUUAGGUGUGUGUGUGUGUGUGUGUGGCAUGUGGCCUCGAUUUCACGUUGCAUUCAGAGUUUGGUGGGUGACUUUACCUCUGGUUAUGUUCUCACUAGGUUUAUUUGUGUGUGUGCUUUCUUCCAUGGCAGUAUGACAGCGUUUUCGGGUGUGUGUUGUAUUCUCUUUUCGAUCUAACAGUCUUGUGGCUGAAAUGUUUGGAGUGGACCCUUCGUCCGCUGAUAGGCCUUGCUGUUUUGGGGUCUGUUACAGCCGCACUAUUGCAUUUGUGGAGUGCCGAAGAUACUAUAUGCUUGUACUUUUUAAGUUGGACAAUAAAAAUUCUUCUUUGAUGAAAGGCUUCACCUCGGAAA
Molecule: messenger RNA, 4910 nt
Organism: Rhipicephalus sanguineus (brown dog tick)
Lineage: Eukaryota; Metazoa; Arthropoda; Arachnida; Ixodida; Ixodidae
Gene: Sps1
Product: inactive selenide, water dikinase-like protein
Exons: 6
Biological process (GO): L-selenocysteine biosynthetic process
Cellular component (GO): cytoplasm
Molecular function (GO): selenide, water dikinase activity; ATP binding
Source: RefSeq, a predicted model, not a curated record